AUGCUUAGUGGACAGCUGAUCGGGCGUCUGGUCUCCAUGGCCGGUCGCAUCUCUCUGUCCCGGGGCAGCACGGGAUCAGGAACCAUCGGUCCGGUAGAAACAGCCAUUCGCUCGAAGUUGGAGCAGGCGUUAAACCCCGAGGUACUGGAGCUGCGCAAUGAGAGCGGCGGCCACGCGGUCCCAGCCGGCAGCGAGACGCAUUUCCGUGUGGCGGUGGUGAGCUCUCGCUUCGAGGGACUGAGCCCUUUGCAACGGCACCGCCUUAUCCAUGAUGCACUGUCGGAGGAGCUGGCGGGGCCAGUGCACGCACUGGCCAUCCAAGCACGGACCCCCGCCCAGUGGAGGGAGAACCCUCAACUAGAUACGAGCCCCCCCUGCCUAGGUGGAAGCAAGAAAACUAGAGGAACCCCCUGA
Molecule: messenger RNA, 414 nt
Organism: Chrysochloris asiatica (Cape golden mole)
Lineage: Eukaryota; Metazoa; Chordata; Mammalia; Afrosoricida; Chrysochloridae
Gene: BOLA1
Product: bolA family member 1
Exons: 1
Coding region: 1-414 (137 amino acids)
Cellular component (GO): mitochondrion
Source: RefSeq, a predicted model, not a curated record